Molecule: messenger RNA, 3508 nt
Organism: Laetiporus sulphureus 93-53
Lineage: Eukaryota; Fungi; Basidiomycota; Agaricomycetes; Polyporales; Laetiporaceae
Product: ARM repeat-containing protein
Exons: 12
Coding region: 114-3215 (1033 amino acids)
Biological process (GO): post-transcriptional regulation of gene expression
Cellular component (GO): cytoplasm
Molecular function (GO): mRNA binding
Source: RefSeq, a predicted model, not a curated record
CACCACGUCCGACAGGAUAACCAUUGUGCAAUUAGGCUUACUCGUUUGCUAUUCUAACCGUACUUGCUCAAUCUGUUCUCUGUCCUACCCCUGCAUCUCCCGGAUCAAAAGUAAUGGCCCAUAUGAGUACUACCUUGGAAUCGUCUACUACCCCUGCCGACAGUCGUCAGUCUCCUGACGAGGCCAAGCAGAGCCCCCCGGCUUUCCUCGACCUCGCCGAUUCGGCUGCACGCUACGGCAAUAAUAUUCCGGAUAUAUCGGCUGUACGUGUCGCGGAACGUGGGUUUUUCCUCGACCCUGGGCUGAUGCAACCGCAGCGCACUCUCAAGCGUCUCGAGCAUGAGCGGCAGCGCGCCCUCCAGCGCAAGAUGUUCGAGGACCAGAUGCGCGCACUCGAACAGCAGCAGGCUCGCGAGCUGCUCAACAUUCCUCCAGAUGUCAACGCAAUCUCGCUCCAGCACUUUGCCGUCUCUGCUCCCACAACCCCUCCCCGCGUGAACGCUACCCUCAAUGACGAGAUGGUGUCUGGUCUUGGCUCGGGCCUCUCGCACAACGCGGUGGACGCGGAGGUGCUUUCAAUGGCUGUGGGCUCAGCGGCGUCGGACAAGCGCAAGUCAGUCACGUAUGCGCCUUCGGUGAACCAUUCGCCCGAGCUGCCCACGGGUAACGUGGCGCACCAGGGCUUUGCGCGCCCCGGAGCCAAAAGCAUGCCUGCCAGCCGGCGCACCUCGGCCAGCGAGAACGACGAGGAGCUUGCGGGCCAUUUGCAGGGUCUGUCGCUUGCUGGGGAAAGGGCCGAGCGCGACCGUGUUCCGACGCCUUCUAGCGCGAUUCCUCAGUCUAUUUUGCGAAAUGGAAAUGAACGCUUCGGAGCCGCGAACGGCCAGCACUUCGGUGGUAAUGGCUACAACGCCGGUAUGAUGCUUGAUGAGCAGUUGGAUCAAGAGAUGCACAAUGUGAUGAGGAAUGUGCCGGCGUCCGACGAGGACAGGUUUGCGAAUGACAGGUUUGCGAAUGCGUACGCAAACAAGGCUCAGCUAUCUACGGUGUCGGCUGCGUUGGACUUAGCCCCGCUCUCCCAGAAGCAGAAGCCGUCUGAAUGGCCCCAGUUCAACGGUAGCAGUCGUGGACCCGAGGCCUUCGUCCGGCGCACUUCCGUCAACCCUGCAAUGCUCUCUCCCGGGCUUGCCGAGCUUUCCGCCGCAGGCAAGAUCCCAGGCUCGGUCUCGGGAUCCGCGACGCCGCUGCUGCAGCAGGUCACCCAGAAUAUGGCUGCUCAGGGCCUUUCUUCCCGCCGCGGUUCGCCGCUUAGCAUCGCGGACAUCUCUUCGCUGUCGUCGAUGACGCUCACGGCGCGCUCGGUCCCCGCGACGCCCCUUCCGAGCGGCAUGCCGAACGCGGCGUCGUUUUUGGCGUCCAAGGCCCCGGGGACCCCGCUGACGGAAGGCAUGCCAGGGCUGAAUGGCCUGUUGGGCGCGCAGCAGUCGCCGCAGACAGAAGUAAGCCCGACACUGUCGCGAAUGAACUCGGCGAAUGCGUAUGAGGGCAGCCCGCUCACGUUCAACUCGAUCCAGUCGAGCGAGGACGAUUCGCUCCAGCAGCAGUAUGGUGUUGAUUCGAUGUAUGGUGUGAAUGGCAACGGUAUGAACGGCAACGGACUCGAGAACGGGCGGUACAACUCGUACUUUGAGCCCAACGGUCGUCUGAACAAUGGGCCGGGAUCAACGGCGCUGUACCAUUCCCAAGGUGCGCGAUAUGGCCUGGGCAUCAAUGGCCGUCCGAAUGGCGUCGACAGCAAGAUGGGCGGGCUGCACGGUCCUAAGCACAAGCGCGGCGAUGCGGAUCGCGAAUUCAACCGAUUCGCGGGGAUGCGUCUGGAGGACCUCCAGGGCGAAAUUCCCCAGCUCUGCAAGGAUCAGCAUGGGUGCCGCUAUCUCCAGAAGAAGCUCGAAGAGGGUGUCCCGGAACAUCGUGAUAUGAUCUUCCGAGAGACCUUCAGCCACUUUGCUGAACUCAUGACCGAUCCGUUCGGCAACUACCUGUGCCAGAAGCUCCUCGAGUACGCUACGGACGAACAACGCAACGUGAUCUGCGAGUCGGUCGCGCAAGACCUGGUGAACAUCUCCCUCAACAUGCACGGCACGCGCGCCGUGCAGAAGAUGAUUGACUUUCUGUCGACCCGCAGACAGAUUCACUCGAUCAUUCUUGCUUUGAGCCUUCACGUUGUAGUGCUUAUCAAGGACCUGAACGGCAAUCAUGUCAUUCAAAAGUGUCUGAACAAGCUCGCGCCGGAGGAUAACCAGUUUAUUUACAAUGCGGUCGCUGCCAAUUGCGUUGAGGUUGCUACCCACCGUCACGGCUGUUGCGUCUUGCAGCGCUGCGUGGAUCACGCUUCGGAUCACCAGCGUGUGCAGUUGGUCAGCGAGAUCACCUACAAUGCCUUGACCCUGGUACAGGACCCUUACGGCAACUACGUCGUGCAAUACAUUCUGGACCUGAACGAUAAUCGGUUCAGCGACGCUGUCAUCCGUCAGUUCACAGGCAAUGUCUGCGCGCUGUCAGUGCAGAAAUUUAGUUCGAAUGUCAUCGAGAAGUGCAUUCGGGUCGCGGAGCACAACACCCGGAAGAUGCUUAUUGGGGAAUUGCUCAAUCGGACCAGGCUGGAGAAGCUGUUGCGCGAUUCGUACGGCAACUACUGUGUGCAGACCGCACUUGACUACGCGGAACCGGGACAGCGGGCCUUGCUUGUGGAGGGUAUCCGACCGGUUCUUCCUCUGAUUCGGAACACUCCAUAUGGCAAGCGCAUCCAGAACAAGCUGCAACGUGAGCACCUUGACGGCUAUGGCGGCAGUGGGUAUCACCAUAAUCAGGCCCCUCUCGGCAAUCACGCCAUGAGCGGCCAGGGUGGUCGUCACAUGUCGCACCAGGGGCUGCACUCGCCAGGCGCGCUCGCGGAUGCGUACACUGCGCCCAACGGCGUGUAUGGUGGACACGGGAUCCAGGCGCAGACGUCGAAUUUGCACUCUACUCAGGUGCACAGCAUGCAGCCACACAACAUCGACAGCUACGUGUUGCAGAGCUCGUCGAGCCACAGCCCGGGCCUUACGCCGCCGCCGCACUCGCAUGCCGGCUCGUUCUCCAACUACGAGGGCCUCAACUUUGGCUUCAAUGUCGCUGCGAACCCGUACGAGCGGACGUAUGCGUAUGGCAUGUAAACGGUGCUCCUCUACACUGCCACAAAAUGGGUGAAAUCGUACGGACAAUACUACUCCCUCCUCAGGGCGCAUCGCAUCGCACCGCAACAAUACAAUUCGUCUCUCAAGUAUUUCGCCCUGGGCGGAAUGAUACCUGUGCUGCCGUCUAUGCUGGCUACUCCUCCAGACUCCGACAUGCAUCCUCCAUAGUAACACUCAUUUAGUUGGGCUUUGUCCGGGCCGGGCACGUAAGUAUAUUACCACCAUCGCGCAUUUGUAUUUUGCACUGCCGCAUCGCAACACACACAUCGCUC